Molecule: messenger RNA, 987 nt
Organism: Colletotrichum karsti
Lineage: Eukaryota; Fungi; Ascomycota; Sordariomycetes; Glomerellales; Glomerellaceae
Product: short-chain dehydrogenase reductase family
Exons: 2
Coding region: 1-987 (328 amino acids)
Source: RefSeq, a predicted model, not a curated record
AUGUCCGCGCAAAUGCAAGACCGAGUCGCCUCCGAGACGACCGUGGUGGCAUCUUUCCGCAAAAACCUCUUCUCCUCGGUUCCCCCUAUACCAGAUACCGUCGAUCUUAGAGGACAAACUGCCAUAAUCACUGGCUCCAAUACUGGUAUCGGCCUUGAAGCAUCCCGCCAGCUACUCCAACAGGGCCUCAGUCACCUCAUCUUGGCAGUCCGCUCACAGACCAAGGGUGAUGAAGCAGCCCGUCAACUCGGCUCCCAAUUCCCCAAUGCCAACCUACAAGUCUGGCUCCUGGACAUGGAGUCGGACGCGUCGGUCCGGGGCUUCGCCCGUCGCUGCGAGUCGCUGGAACGAAUCGACAUUCUUAUCCUCAAUGCCGCCAUCGCCAAGGCGACGUUUCAGAGGAGCAACGGAGGCGAGGGUCGCGAGGUGUCUCUCCUGGUCAACUACAUCAACACCAUGCUCCUGGCCAUCCUCAUGAUCCCGGUCCUGAAGACCAAGCGCCAGGGUCGCGGGCCUAUUCGCUUGACCAUUGCCGGCUCCGAUACGUCCUACUGGGGUAUACUACCGGAGACAUCUGGGUCUCUCCUCGACGCCGUCGACACCGAGAAGUCAUACGACGGGCUGAAGCAUUACAGCAACACCAAACUCCUGCUGGUGAUGGGUGUCGUCAAGCUGUCAGAGACCGUCGCUGCGGACGAGGUCAUCAUCAACUACGCCAACCCCGGCGCCACCAAGAGCACUGGCCUCAACCGUGAGGCUGCGGGCAUCUGGAAGGUCAUCGCAUUCGUUAUAGCCCAAAUCGCCGGACGGAAUAUUGUCGACAGCGCCAGGCAGUACCUACACUCGGCAGUGGUCCUGGGUAAGGAAUCCCACGGCUCCUUCACCGACUUUGCGAUCAGGCCGUAUCCUAAGCUCAUGUACACCAAAGCCGGCCGAGAAAAGAUGGACAGUCUCUGGAACGAGACUUUGUCGGAGCUCAAGCUUUAG